Messenger RNA from Knipowitschia caucasica, 411 nucleotides. Lineage: Eukaryota; Metazoa; Chordata; Actinopteri; Gobiiformes; Gobiidae. The record is from the annotation of a GenBank genome assembly.
AUGUAUAAAGUGUGUUUCCUGAUUUCAGAGUGGGCCGGCUGCCAGAGGAUCAGCAUCUCCCCGGACACUCACCGCGUGCCGUACCACAUCUCGUUUGGAGCCAAGAACAGCAGCGCCACGAGGCACCGAGCCCCCCCGGAGCACCCCCCUGGUCCCACAAACCCCUCCGACCUGCAGGACUUCUUUAACCGCAUCUUUAAGGGCGCAGCGCCUCCUACUGACAUGUCUGCGAACGGCACCUUCUUCCCCACCGCCCCUCCUCCCCCCCCCACGGGCCCCGGAGCCACGGCCGGCCCCACCUUCCCCCCUCCUCCCCCGGGGAACCAGCGCCCCGAGGCAGCCGAGACGUGGGCGGAGCCUGGCAAAGCGACGCGGAGGAGGAAAAAAGUGCGCAAACCUUUCCAGAGGUGA